Messenger RNA from Scomber japonicus (chub mackerel), 642 nucleotides. RefSeq names its product fibroblast growth factor 8a (gene fgf8a). The record is from RefSeq and is a predicted model, not a curated record. The transcript has 5 exons. Gene Ontology annotation, molecular function: type 2 fibroblast growth factor receptor binding; growth factor activity; type 1 fibroblast growth factor receptor binding. Gene Ontology annotation, biological process: neuron differentiation; regulation of cell migration; dorsal/ventral pattern formation. Gene Ontology annotation, cellular component: cytoplasm. The coding region runs from base 1 to 642 and encodes 213 amino acids. NCBI's taxonomy places the organism in Eukaryota, Metazoa, Chordata, Actinopteri, Scombriformes, Scombridae.
AUGAGACCCAUCCCAUCCAGACUCAGCUAUCUGUUUCUACAUUUAUUUGCAUUUUGCUAUUAUGCUCAGGUAACCAAUCAGUCCCCGCCUAAUUUCACGCAGCAUGUAAGCGAGCAGAGCAAAGUGACAGACCUCAAGAGCCGCAGGUUGAUCCGGAUCUACCAGCUGUACAGCCGGACCAGCGGCAAGCACGUGCAGGUCCUGCCCAACAAGAAGAUCAACGCCAUGGCCGACGAUGGAGAUGUGCACGCUAAACUCAUUGUGGAAACCGACACAUUUGGGAGUCGAGUACGCAUCAAGGGAGCUGAGACCGGCUUCUACAUCUGCAUGAACAAGAGGGGGAAGCUCAUCGGCAAGAAAAACGGACAAGGCAGAGACUGUAUCUUCACUGAGAUUGUACUAGAGAACAACUACACUGCAUUGAGGAAUGCUCGCUACGAGGGCUGGUACAUGGCCUUCACCCGCCGGGGGCGACCGAGGAAAGGCUCACAGACACGCCAGCACCAACGCGAGGUCCAUUUCAUGAAGAGGCUGCCGAAGGGCCAGCAGCCUGCCCAUCCAAGCCACCACCGGCCUUUUGACUUCAUCCAAUACCCCUUCAGUCAAAGGACUAAACGUACACGAUACUCUUCAGAGCGCUGA